CCGGCGCCAUUUUGAAAGUGGAGUCGCCUGCCCCUGCUGCUCCCGCCGCCGUCGCUGUUGUAGCUGCCGCCGCCACUGCUGGAGAAAAAGCAAGAGCGGGGAAGCCCCAGAGUGAAAUCCACCAUCCUGCUGGCUCGUUUGACCGCCCCUCCUUCCUUCUCCCCGGACCCCCGCCCCCAACCCCCACAGGUGCCAUCCGCCGCCAUCCGCCCUCUCUACCCCCCCAUCCCCAGGUGAGGGGGGUGAGUUCAGGAAGCAGAGACCCCGAGGAACCCAGCAGGGUCACCAUUUGCAGCGCAACAUGGCAGGAGCUGGAGGAGGGAAUGAUAUUCAGUGGUGUUUUUCUCAGGUGAAAGGAGCAGUAGAUGACGAUGUAGCUGAAGCAGAUAUAAUUUCUACAGUAGAAUUUAAUCAUUCUGGAGAAUUACUAGCAACAGGAGAUAAAGGUGGUAGAGUCGUCAUCUUUCAACAGGAGCAGGAGAACAAAAUCCAGUCUCAUAGCAGAGGAGAAUAUAAUGUUUACAGCACCUUUCAGAGCCAUGAACCAGAGUUUGACUACUUGAAAAGUUUAGAAAUAGAAGAAAAGAUCAACAAAAUUAGGUGGUUACCCCAGAAAAAUGCUGCUCAGUUUUUAUUGUCUACCAAUGAUAAAACAAUAAAAUUAUGGAAGAUCAGUGAAAGAGACAAAAGACCAGAAGGGUAUAAUUUGAAAGAGGAAGAUGGAAGGUAUAGAGAUCCUACUACAGUCACUACACUACGAGUGCCAGUCUUUAGGCCCAUGGAUCUAAUGGUCGAGGCCAGUCCACGGAGAAUAUUUGCCAAUGCUCAUACAUAUCACAUCAACUCGAUUUCUAUUAAUAGUGAUUAUGAAACAUAUUUAUCUGCAGAUGAUUUACGGAUUAAUCUUUGGCAUCUGGAAAUUACCGACAGGAGUUUUAAUAUUGUGGAUAUCAAGCCUGCCAACAUGGAAGAGCUGACAGAGGUUAUUACAGCAGCAGAGUUCCAUCCAAACAGCUGUAACACGUUUGUGUACAGCAGCAGUAAAGGAACGAUCCGGUUAUGUGACAUGAGGGCAUCUGCCCUCUGUGAUAGACAUUCAAAAUUGUUUGAAGAACCUGAAGAUCCCAGUAACAGAUCUUUUUUUUCUGAAAUCAUCUCCUCUAUUUCUGAUGUAAAAUUCAGCCAUAGUGGUCGAUAUAUGAUGACUAGAGACUAUUUGUCUGUCAAAAUUUGGGACUUAAAUAUGGAAAACAGGCCUGUGGAAACAUAUCAGGUGCAUGAAUACCUCAGGAGUAAGCUUUGUUCGCUGUAUGAAAAUGACUGCAUAUUUGACAAAUUCGAAUGUUGUUGGAAUGGCUCUGAUAGUGUUGUCAUGACUGGAUCUUACAAUAAUUUCUUCAGAAUGUUUGACAGGAACACAAAGCGAGACAUAACCCUAGAAGCAUCACGGGAAAACAAUAAACCCCGCACAGUUCUGAAGCCACGGAAAGUCUGUGCAAGUGGCAAGAGAAAGAAGGAUGAAAUAAGUGUUGACAGCCUAGACUUCAACAAGAAAAUACUUCAUACAGCCUGGCACCCCAAGGAGAACAUCAUUGCUGUAGCUACUACAAACAAUCUGUAUAUAUUUCAAGACAAAGUGAAUUAGGUUGGCAUUCCCAGCAGAAGAGCCCACUUCCUGCUUAGUUGAUAGUUGAAUCUAGCAUAUGUACCUAAAACAGAGAGAGGUCCAUUGUGGUGCCCCUUUCCAGUGUUUGACAAUGUGCCAUUCGACAACACGUGUAUAGCUACAUGGAGAAAGCUCUGUGGAUUCCUCACUGUGGUGUUCUCCAUGUCUGCUAGCCAUUUAGGUAAGGUUAGGGCACUUUUAAUUUAAAUGACUUCUUGCACCAUCUUGCCUAAUGGACUAGAUUGGACUGUAUCAACAUUGAUUUACUCCACUUUCUAUGCCUUGCAUUGUGAUGACGUCAAACACAGUGAAAGCUGUCAGUCAUGCUUAUGGGAUUUAAUUGUGUAUCCUCAUUACUGUAUCAUUUGUGGGGUACACCCCUCCCCCCUUUUUUAAAUUAAAUACAGCUCAUUCUUACUGUGGCUUGUAGCAUUCCUCCUCUCUGGCCUCCUGGACUCUUCCCUUCACGUCUCUCACCCUUGCCCCUCCACCCAGUCUUGGUGGUGGUAUAUUCAAGAAGGAACGAAAGCACACAAAAGGAGUCAGUUUGGGGUCAGUGGUAAAGGGGAGUCUAUGUUGCGAACAAAUGUUUUAGUAACAGUUGGCUGUAAUCACUCCUUGCCAUGUCUGGCACUGAAAAUAAGGGAAAAAAAAACUACUACUGAAUAAAAGUGACAAAGAAUGGAGAA
Molecule: messenger RNA, 2355 nt
Organism: Artibeus jamaicensis (Jamaican fruit-eating bat)
Lineage: Eukaryota; Metazoa; Chordata; Mammalia; Chiroptera; Phyllostomidae
Gene: PPP2R2A
Product: protein phosphatase 2 regulatory subunit Balpha
Exons: 10
Coding region: 302-1645 (447 amino acids)
Biological process (GO): peptidyl-serine dephosphorylation
Cellular component (GO): cytosol; protein phosphatase type 2A complex
Molecular function (GO): protein binding; protein phosphatase regulator activity
Source: RefSeq, a predicted model, not a curated record